UUCUUCGCCCUCCCCUUCCGUCCCUCACCUUCGUGCGCCAACUUAUACUCCUACUGCGAUGUCUCACCGCGCUAUUCCCCGAACGACCUCUGCGUCACCUCUCAGCGCCGUCAAUGUCAACAACCAUCAACCCAGAGGGAGGAUGGCCAAGGCUGCGGCAUCCCGUACACCCAGCAAGGAGCCGGUGGCCAAGACCAAGGGCGCGGGCCGACGCAAGUCGGUCUCGAAGAGGAGGAAGGUUCUGCGGUCUAAAAACCCACCGAUGGACUCAUGGACGGGGAUGCCGACUCUGUUCUAUUGCUGUUGCAAGGUGUUCUUCUGCAUUAGGGUUUAUGUCACCACCUACCCGUCGCCCCCCGGUUCGUCGAUAGGGUGUUGGAGCAGUACUGAGUUUCACGUAGUUGCGCUGUACCGAUCAGAAGUGAUACACCAACUGCCGCAAAAAGCUCCGCGCGGCAGCUCCAUACGUGUCCCGGGGCCACUCCGGCGUUCAAGUAACCGCUCGCCCGGUGCUAUUCUAGCCCGGGGUCCGAGAGUGUUGUGGGCGAGGAAUAUCCUCACAGCAGUGCUGCUUUCUGCCGCCCUCCCUCCCUGCACGGUCGCGGACAUCGACCCCGCUGCCGAGGUCGCGGACAUCGACCCCGCUGCCGAGGCAAUUAAUACCUUGCUUCACCGCGUCAUGUGGCGCUACACCAAGGCCCACAUGCAGUCGACACGCGAGGACCUGUCCGAGGGGCAACUGGUCGGCGAGGACCGGCUUCACGAGGACUUCCUCGCGCAGCUCACUCGAGAGCGUCGUGUGCAAGUGCACGAGGAAAGCGAGGGCGUGGGGGAGGCUUUCCAACGGCGGGUACAGCUUCACAAACGCGAAGGCAUUCCAGGAAGGGCGGGAGCCGUCAACAACUUUGUGCACGUCGAGAGUCAGCGGUCCUGCUGGUUUGGUUUGAAGGAGCGGUUCAUGGCGGGCCCCCGUCGCCACGCUUCCGGAAUCCUGAUCAUCCCCAAGUCGGACUUCGGGAACCCCAAGAUCAUGCGCUUCCUGUCCCCAUACGUCGGCGGCAACGACAACCUGGUCGUGGAGGAGACCCCGGCCGAAGACGUCCACUUGUAGGACUCCGAUCUCGGCGCAUAUCUCGUUGAGAUGAACUGAUCGUUGUUGUUGAUUGGUCCUUCACAAGCUCAGCAUCUGCAUGGGUCGCGGAAUUGCUGGCAAAUGUUCUCGGGCGUAGCGCUUGCUGUGGUGUUAGGUGGGGAGCAGGUUUUUUGUCGCGUUCGGCAAUAAGUUUAUUUCGUCACUGUUCCUUUUCGAGCAACGCGUGAAGCGCGUGGAGAUCGAUACGCGCCGGCGUACCCUGGACGUGGUACACACAACGCAGAAAUGUUCCUCCGUGUCGCCGGGGGUAGGGACACCUCAAGUAUUGAGGUGCUUCGCGGACAAGGGGUCAAGUAGGUUCGGUCGAGCUUGAUUGAACUCAUGGAGUUUUUAGUCUGGACGCACAAAAAAGUGUCGGCAGGAGCGUGUACACGCCAGACUGGUUGCGUGGAGCUAGGGGCAUGGAGUGCAAUUUUUUUAUGGUUGGAACUAUUUGUUUUCUUCCCGUGUUUUCUUGGAUCUUCGUCGAGCGUGUGGCUCACCAUGCGUCCUGAUUUGCUUGGUGCACGUCAUGGACGUGUCGUGCACAUUCACAUUCCGUUGAAAGCGUGGCAAUCAAGUUGGGGUUGUGAGCCCCACCAUUGCAUUUGCGUGAUGUUUUUUGGGUUCUGUGACGAGCAUCGGGCACACUCUUAACAUUCUUAACAUUCUGCUUCACGUGUGGAUUCGACCCUGACGCAGAAAUGACUGUUGACAGGAUGCCGAGUCGAUCUGUGCAGAGGAUGCGCGUGAUAGUCGUGUCGGCGUUGGUGCUGUACGAUUGAGCGACGACAU
Messenger RNA from Ectocarpus sp. CCAP 1310/34, 1927 nucleotides. The record is from the annotation of a GenBank genome assembly. Lineage: Eukaryota; Phaeophyceae; Ectocarpales; Ectocarpaceae.